Messenger RNA from Saprolegnia parasitica CBS 223.65, 1104 nucleotides. RefSeq lists its product as hypothetical. Bases 1 to 1104 code for a protein of 367 amino acids. Gene Ontology annotation, cellular component: nuclear inner membrane. Gene Ontology annotation, biological process: nuclear membrane organization. NCBI's taxonomy places the organism in Eukaryota, Oomycota, Saprolegniomycetes, Saprolegniales, Saprolegniaceae. The record is from RefSeq and is a predicted model, not a curated record. The transcript is spliced from 6 exons.
AUGCGUCCUGACGUCGACGACGACCGGCCGCGCAAGCAGACGGCCGGUAACGCGGUCGUGGCCUUGGUUGCCGGCCUCGUCUGCGUGCUCGUUUGCGUCGCUAGUCUCUUUGGCAACGAAGCCCAUGCAACCAGAACCCACGAUGGACUCUCGGGCGCCCUCGCCGACGUCGUCAUGUACGACCCGACGCUCGAGACGGCAGCGCUGGACGGCCGCCUUGUGCACAUCUCGGCGCGCCUCAUGGGCCAAGACAAUGGCCGGCCGAUUGUCUCGGACCGUGAGUUUGGCAUCGCGGUCGCUGGCGUCCACUUGCAUCGGACCGUCGAGAUGUACCAGUGGCGAGAGACCCGCCACGACCACACGUACUGGGAAGACGGCGAAGAGAAGAAGGACGUGACGUACUCGUACGACGAGGUGUGGAGCGAGUCGCCGAUCUACAGCGACCGCUUUGACGACCGCAGCUACAGCAACCCGACCCUGUGGCCGUACACCUCUCGCAAGACGACGCACCCGUCGUUGCACGUCGAGACGUACGCGCUCUCGCGUGCGAUCGUCGACUUGAUAUCGACGCCGACAGAGCCGAUCCGCCUCGACCAGCGCUCGCUUCUCCAGAUGGAGUCGGUCUUUGACUUGACCUUGCAUGCGCCGCAGGCCGUGGACGCCAUUCCGGCGCUGGUCGACAUGUUUAUCGACGCGGAGACCGCGUUUUUGUCGCGCCCGCGCAAGAACGAGCCGCGCCCGCACCGCAGUGCGAUCGGCGACCUCCGGGUGUCGUUCGCUGUGACGCCGGCCAAGCGCGUGAGCAUCCUUGCGAUGCCUCUCCGCGGAUCGCUGGUGCCCUAUACGAGCGCUGGCGGUGUGCCCAUUGCACUCGUGCACGACGGCCUCGUGCCGGCCGAAACGAUGCUGCACCACGCCCAGGCAUCCCUCCGUUGGCAGACCAUGGGGUGGCGCGGCCUGGGGCUGGCACUCUCGUGCCUCGGCUACUACGGCGUCCUCAAGCAGUAUCUGUACACAACGCUCUUUGUCCCGUCGGCGAUGGGUCCGCUGCAUCUGGGCGUCCGCCCGUCCAACCGGCUGGUCCUUGCAUUGGCCAUGGGGUAG